Oxyura jamaicensis (ruddy duck) is the source of this 2691-nucleotide messenger RNA. It is a transcript of the gene PGRMC1, whose product is annotated as progesterone receptor membrane component 1. The transcript is spliced from 3 exons. The record is from RefSeq and is a predicted model, not a curated record. Gene Ontology annotation, cellular component: endomembrane system; membrane. NCBI's taxonomy places the organism in Eukaryota, Metazoa, Chordata, Aves, Anseriformes, Anatidae. Bases 40 to 627 code for a protein of 195 amino acids.
GGCAAGCCACCGCCCCGCGCCUCAGAGCCCGCCGAGCCCAUGGCCCGUGAGGAGGCGGCGGCGGCGAUGGCCGGCGAGGAGGCGGUGGUGGCCAGCGAGGGGGGCGGCUUGCUGAUGGAGAUCGUGAGCUCCCCGCUCAACCUGAGCCUUCUGGGCCUCUGCCUCUUCCUGCUCUACCAGAUCCUGCGGGGCGAGCGGCCCGCGGUGCCGGCGGGCGAGGAAGACCCGCCACCGCUGCCCAAGAUGAAGCGGCGCGACUUCACGCUGGCCGAGCUGCGGCCCUACGACGGCCGGAACGACCCCCGCAUCCUCAUGGCCGUCAACGGGAAGGUCUUCGACGUGACCCGCGCCAGGAAGUUCUACGGGCCCGAGGGCCCGUAUGGGAUUUUCGCUGGGAGAGAUGCAUCCCGAGGUCUUGCCACUUUCUGCCUGGAUAAGGAGGCUCUGAGGGAUGACUACGAUGACCUCUCUGAUCUCAAUGCUACACAGCAAGAGACCUUGAGGGACUGGGAGUCACAAUUCACUUUUAAGUAUCACCAUGUUGGUAAGCUGCUGAAGGAUGGGGAAGAACCCACUGUAUACUCUGAUGAAGAAGAAAAGGAUGCCCAAGAUGCAAAGAAAGACUAGAGAGUGCAGUGAGGAAUAGUCUAUUUUUGUAUCUUAAGGGAUCGUUUGUAACAUUCCAGUUCCAUUUUACAAGUUGCAACAGCAACAAUGCUUACAAAAAAUCCAGCGUUACAGUGAAUCAGGUUUAUUGCUCUAGGCUUCCUUUUCAAAUUCAGCGAUAAACUAGUAAAGGUCUAGUAUGUCUUCCUUUAAACUUGCAUAAUAUGAAGUAUGCACAAAAAAUGUCUGUGCAAGAGUAAAUUGCAACUUUUGCAAUAAAGGACUGAUUUUACUCUGUCGCUAUUAGGGCAGAGUAGGGCUGAAAUCCAGUUUUUCAUUAAUAACCUAGCACUGUGGACACAAGCACAUGAAUAACUUCACAUAUUUAACAUAAAUUCCACUAAAAUUAAUUUAGUGUUCGCUUCUGCAGGAUCUGGGCCUUCGGUUGUAAUUCCUUUAGAAGCACAGAAUGGUUUGGGUUAGAGGAGACUUUAGACCAUCUAAUUCCAACCCCCCUGCCAUGGGCAGGGACACUUUCCACUAGACAAAGUUGUUGGCAAUUCCUGGCAACCAGGAAUUGACUGCACAUUCAGUAGUGAAUUAAAAAAUAUAUAUCCCCAGGAAAGGGUACGGUACCACCAGCUUUUGCAGUAAAAAAAAUCACGUAAGGAAGUUGCUCAGUUUAGCUGCAAUUUCAUAUUUUGUUUGCUCAUUCAUGAAGCACCAUACUCAUUUGUGGUGCAAUAUAAUUCAAUAUUACGUCUGAUAAUCUGGGUUUUAAGGAGUUACAUAGAGGCUUACAGAUGAAACACUAACUGCUUAAAAAAAAAGGCCAAGAUUUUUUGAGUUUUAAUCACUUUUAGAUACUUACAAAAUUAGUAAGGACAGAUGAAUACCUGAUGUAUUCAGUCAUGCAGCUGCAUUAAUACUCUUAGUUUACUUUUAAGGUACAUCUGAAAUGUUACUUAGACACUGAGUGUAACUAGGCAUCCUUAAAAACUAGGUUAAUAAUGAAGUGCAACUUACCUGGACUAUCAUUUGUUCAUUUCUCUUAGAAAAAAAACUGUUCUAAGAAUUUUAAUAAAAUUAAGUUAAAUGGGUAAGAGCAGCUGCUGUUGAUUCUUAGGCCUUAAAAAAGACUUGCUGGCAUGGCAUGAUUAACAAGUACUCUUGUACGUGCACCUUUAGCAGAAAAACCUUUAUGGUCGGUGUAACUUAUACACGUUUCCUGUACAAAAUAAUAAAACGUGGUGUGAGCCAUUUCUGUGUUGAGGCUUUUGUUGCUUUGGAAUGUCGCUAUUAAAAGAAAUGGCAAAAUCUCAUGCAUAACCAGCAAUGUUAUACCAGGGGGAACUGACUAUUGAAUUGCAUUUCACCUGUUUGCUCUUUUAGUUUAUGUCUAUGCUUAAUUACUAGGUUUGUCCCAACCAUGUAACUUAGUCUCCUACCAAAGGAGGCUGAAUAAACGCGCGACUGAGGAAAAAUGUAAAAUGGCCCAGUCAUCAGCCAAAAUACAUCUGUAUAACUUUACCAGAAAUUUCCAAGCAGAUAACUAAUGAUUUGUUGAUCUCUUGUAAAUGUGAUUCUUGUCCAGGUGAUUCUGCGUGGGUGCCUGUCUGGUAUAGCUCCCCAUUAUUUAGUUUCUCUGGUUCAACUCUUCUGCCGAGUUGUUUCAACUCGGCAGCACAACCAACAUGAUGAACUGAGUCCUGAAGGGGAAGGUGUGAACUAGGCAAAAUUGUUCAGAAGUAGAGCGCAUUGCACAACAGAAACUUUCAUAAAUAUGUUGACACAACAUGCUGAAGUGCCUGAGACCGACUGCAGUGAGAACUAAUGACAUUCCCUUAGUCCUAACACUUUCAUGGUUUUUCCUUUCAGUUACACUGGGCCUUCCAAUGAACAGUGCAGCUGUUUGAGCCAGAUAGCUUGCAUAAAGCGUUACUGUAUGAACUACCUAAUGAAGGUCUAGAGACAAGUCUGUCUUGUCAUGGCCUUUGUGUUUUGCAAACUACUUCUAACGGUUUACCUCAAAUCAGAAAUGUGCUUUUAUCUGUUUAAGGCAGAAAAUAAAUGUCUUGCAUAAUG